Cylas formicarius (sweet potato weevil) is the source of this 1004-nucleotide messenger RNA. RefSeq names its product 3-oxoacyl-[acyl-carrier-protein] reductase FabG-like. Lineage: Eukaryota; Metazoa; Arthropoda; Insecta; Coleoptera; Brentidae. The coding region runs from base 138 to 926 and encodes 262 amino acids. Gene Ontology annotation, molecular function: oxidoreductase activity. The transcript has 2 exons. The record is from RefSeq and is a predicted model, not a curated record.
UUGAUAAAUAUUGCAGUAUACAAAAACCAGUAUUCGUAAAAUAGAAACUGCGCGGUGUAGACAAUUUCGAUACCCGAGACAUUCAGUUUGCCAAAUCGUGCCUUUAUACUACUCUCAGUAUUUGCGUUAGUGGCACCAUGAAAUUCGCAGGAAAAGUGAUUUUAAUAACUGGAGCAAGCGCCGGAAUAGGAGCGGCAACUGCAAUACAUUUUUCUCAAUUAGGUGCGAGUUUGGCGCUAGCAGGAAGAAACCAAGAAAACUUGAACAAAGUUGCUUCGGCGUGCAAUUCAAAUUCCACCCCUUUGAUUUUGUUAGCAGAAUUAACCAACGAAAACGAAACAAAAGAGCUACUCGAUAAAACUCUUGCACACUUUGGUCGGCUUGAUGUUUUGAUCAAUAAUGCUGCUGUCGAUGUAUUGGUGUCUAUUGAAACAACAACUUUGGAAGAUUUUGAUCGCGCAAUGGAUGUAAAUGUGCGUUCGGUGUAUCAUUUAACCAAACUAGCAGUGCCUCAUUUGAUUAAAACGAAAGGAAAUAUCGUCAAUAUUAGCAGCAUAACUGGUUUACGCGCUUUUGCCGGAGCUUUACCGUAUUGUAUGUCAAAAGCUGCUCUAGAUCAUUUCACAAGGUACAUAAUAAGUUUUCUGAAAACCCUAUGCACAGCACUUCAUCUUGCCUCCAAGCAAGUCAGAGUAAAUGGAGUUAAUCCAGGAGUAAUUGUCACCAAUUUUCAAAUAAAUGGAGGUAUGACCAAGGAAGAUUAUAAAACCUUCAUUAAAUAUGCCGAGAAAACACACCCACUCGGUAGGCCAGGUCAACCUGAAGAAGUGGCCAAAGUAAUUGCGUUUUUAGCUAGUGAUGAUGCUAGUUUUAUAACGGGAGCCAGUGUGCCCGUAGAUGGCGGUAAACAUGCUCUGUGUCCUUAAAUGCGGAAUCAGCAGCAUUAUGUAAAUAAAGUUCUUGUUAAGAAUCAUAUUUUUAAAAUACAAAAAUGUUUGUCUAUA